Molecule: messenger RNA, 1206 nt
Organism: Scaptodrosophila lebanonensis
Lineage: Eukaryota; Metazoa; Arthropoda; Insecta; Diptera; Drosophilidae
Product: putative gustatory receptor 59d
Exons: 2
Coding region: 1-1206 (401 amino acids)
Biological process (GO): sensory perception of taste
Cellular component (GO): membrane
Source: RefSeq, a predicted model, not a curated record
AUGAACCGAUUCGUUCAGAGGUCACUGCGCUUCGCCUAUGGAGUUGCUCGCAUCCUAGGUGUCAUGAAUCUCGAAAUUGAUUUCGAGACGGGCCGUGCUCGGGUCACACGUCGUACUACCAUCUAUGCGGCAGUGAUGAAUGUGUUGACAUUCAGUGUCCUGCCGCUUAUGCUGAAUCUCAAGCAAGUGGUAGCGGUUUCCUGCCGCGUCACGCUACUGCACGAAUAUUUGUUCACCUUUGUGGUGGCCAUACGCAUUAUUAGUAUCUUUGUGACGAUCAUCAGUCGAUGGAUCAAAAAGCGUCGACUACUGCAUAUCAUACGCGCGGUUCGACACUUAAAAUGGAGGUUGUUGCGGCAGGCCCCAAGCGAUAGUCGGCGAGCCACACGGGCUUGGCAGCGUGGUGUUAUCAUUAAAUUCAUGUCAGCCACGCUGGCAGAAAUGGGUUUCCUUAUGGUGGCCGUUUACUUAGUGCGUGAAUAUUUAGGUCUGAGACUGAUUCUGGGCAUUUUCCUGAUCUUUAUGCUUAUGGCACUACUCAACAGCAUCAUUGCGCAAUAUUACGUUGCGCUACUUUACGUUCAAGUUUAUCACAUAAUUCUGAACGAACAAUUGAAGGAUAUAGUGGGCGAAAUGCGUUGGCUCUGUCGGCGACAACGUAAUGCCCAGUGCAUGGGGGUAUUUGUGAUGAAGUCGUGUAUCCUGACCGACCGUUUGACAGAGCUGGCUCAGAUACAGGUCAAACUACAGAAGCUGUGCCUGCUUAUCUCCACAACAUUUGGGAUACAAGUUCUAUCUGUCACUCUCGUCUAUUAUAUGUCCUCGAUAGGCGCUGUGUACUUUUUCUUCAGUCUAUAUAAGCACGACGAAUUGCGGUUAGGCUGGAGUAACUUGGGGUUGGCUUUCGUCGUUUGCUCGCUGAUCAUAUACUUUGUAGACAUGCUGAUUACUUUGAGAAUCAAGUUUUUCAUUUUGGAUGAGAGUGCUCUAAUGUCUCGGAUUUUGGAGCAAUACACGCUCUUUAGUGGAUUGGAUGCACGCCUUGAAGCUGCUUUUAAAGACUUUCAACUGCAAGUAGCACGCAAUCCUUUAAAGCUGCCUGUUUACGGUCUCUACAAUAUGGAUCGUCCUCAAAUGAUGGCAACAUUCGUAUCAUUACUUUCACAUUCAAUACUUUUGAUCCAAUAUGAUAUGAAGAAUUACUGA